CUGAUUUCUAUUUUACUGCUCGAGAACGCACCGGUUUCACCACAAGACACCGCCGGUAUAAAUCCGCCGGCACGUGACGUGGAGGACACGAGAGAGCGACUAGUUCCGACUCCAAAGUGACAAAGGGAGCAAGGAUGGAGAGAGAGGGAGAGAGGGAGGAGGAGGAGGAGGAGGAGGAGGGGGGCUAGCGUUAGCUGCUCGCUACCUAACACCGGGUGACAUCACACCAGCUUUGUGGGUAAAUACAGGCCGUGUGUAGUCAGCCUUCGUGGAGGUUAAUCAUUGUAUUCACGGCGCUGCUCGCGGGGAGGGUGUCGCGGUACAGUUGACGUAAUUAGUUAACGUCGCGAGAGGCUGACCGUGGCCUCACCUCUGUCGGGCUUUGCUGCUGAGAGAGAGAGAGGCUGACCGUGUGUUUACCGAGACGAACACAAACAACAGCGCUGUGGGCUGAACCCGGUUGUUGUUGUUUUUGUUGUUGUCGAUUCUGGCUGCUGCUAUCCUUUUAUUAAACUCAUGUAGUAUUAUUGUGUGACGUUACUUUUAGGAAUGUAAAGAUGACAUAACCGACCAUAACAUAUACUUGAAUUAUAAAAAAGGAGAGAAAAAGUUGAAAUUACAUUUUAGCUGUGUUGACGUUCAAGUUUGCUAUUCCCUGACUGAAGUGUAUACAAAAAGAAAAACAUAAACACACCUGACAACACAAUAUAAACACACAUAUGAAGUAGCAGUACCAGUGUCAGUAAUAAUGUUACCUAAGGUGUGGUUGAAUAUAAUGGAUUAUACGUUAUACGUGUGUAAUAAUUGAAUGAUUGACAUUUAAUUACGCUGUAAACCAUAAGACACAAGGGUCUGCAUUAUAGAGAAAUAACAUACAAAUAUAGCUGAUGCAUUUUGCUCGACUGUGUCCACCUAAGAUUUAUAACAGGGAGGUAGGAACCUUUGCAGAACGGUCAGACUUUUGACAAGUGACAUUUUUUACUCAACAUAUGUAUUGUUAUACGAAAAAACACUGCAUUGCUUUGCAAAUUUGUAAUUUUGGGCUAAACAAAAUCAAUUUGAUUUGAUUGAAUUGCUCUGUCAGCCUCUUUAUAAAAUCUUUUUAAAAAAAACUAAAAUUAGAUGGGAAAUACAUUUAAGAUAAAAAAAAUCUAAAUUUGAUUUUCACAAAAAUGAAUUGUGAAAAAGGCAAACAGUUGAGCAGCUUUCCUUUGCACACCACCAACAAAUCAUUAUAACUUGUGAAUAUUCAACUUUAUCGCCCCGGGUCCCGACUAGAAAUUGAAUUGGAGUGAUGUAAUGGGCUUUAAAUAAUUAAUAUGUAGAGAAAAGUAAAAGAGGCCGAGCUGUGGAGGAGAAGAGAAAUCGAUGAGGGCGAGGGAGCACAAAUGAUAUGAUGAGAGAGAGAGAGAGAGAGAAUCAGAUGGAUGGGAACCCCACCCAGGCCUGCUUCCUCUCUGCCUGCUCAGUCCACUGAUAAGCAGCCACGGAGGAAGUCAAGUAUUAUUUCAUGUGAGGGAGGACGAGCGCGUCUGUUUGCUGAGGAGGAAUCGCUGCGGCCUCGGUGUGUGAUGAAGACGCUGUAGUUGAGGCAGGAAUAGUCUCCAUUUGAUGACUUCCCAGCCACCUGACGGGCUAAAACAAGCAGCCCUUGAGAAUAUCAGUCUGUGCAGAGGGAUUUCACUGUUUUUCUUGCCCAAAGUGUGUGUGUUUCUGGCUAAGUAGCGUAGUUUGCCACCCAAAUUGGCAUGAUUUCGGGAGUCCCAGGCUACUGCCAGUCCUGUUUAGCUCUGGCAUAAAGCCGCAGCAGCUUUCACCCCCGAGAGGUAGUCGACUUCCCCUCCAGUGCUGGCGGCACGCCGCUGAAAAAGAAGGCCGUAACCUUGGAUGAAGGCCCUGCAUUGAGGAGGAGAGCAGGACUUGGCUUCGCACAGCGGUGUGUGCGAAGCCCGCCGGCUGCUUGGAUCCUCCUCACCCCGAUCUUAGCUUGCAUUGGAUCGCCAGUGUGGUUUGUUGGACAUGUGAAUGAUGCUAACUGGGUUUUUGUGCCCAUUUUGGAAAACCGUCUAGUUGUGAGACUCCUUGCUCAAGGGGGGUGAGGAGGCUCCCAGCCAUGGAGGGUCUCGAGCAGCUUGACAUGGUGGGCGACAUCAGCCCGGCCCUCGAGGCCACCGAGGACUUUAUCCACUGCAUGGAUGGGAUACAAGGCCAAGUUCCGAGCCAAGCUCAAACGGGGAUCCUCCAGCCCGCCAGGCAGCCGAAGCAACUGCAGGAGGUUUCCAGCGCCGCGCUGGGGAAGCUGAGCUCCAGCGGCGUGUGGGGCUUGCUGGCCCGAGAGCAGCCGGAGGUGGGGCCUCUGGGCCUGGCCUGGGCCGACAACUUCAGCGUGUUGGGGCUGGGGAUGGGCUUGAGGCACGGCAAACGAAGCCGGGCGCGCUCCACCAACGACCUGGCGGCCCAUACCAAGGAGUGCGCCAACAACGCCGCCAACUCCUCGUCCAAAUCGGCCUUCAAGAAGGGACACAACCGGUCCAGGUCAGACGUCAACUACCGGCCGUCGGCAUACACCGACAACGGGCUGCCCACGGUGGACGGCAACACUCUGAAGAACAUGAUCCUCAACCAACAGCCAGAGGCGGAUAAAAGCUGCAGCAGCGGCAGUGUGGUGAAGCAGGGUGCGAUGGAGCAGCGCGAGGGGCCCCGGGGCCGCUGGACACCCUGCCACGUCGAGCUGACGCCCUGCGAGCUCCGGCUGUACACUCUGGACAGCAGCGCCAACCGUCAGCUGGGCACCGCCUUCUCCCUGUCGCACUGCCAGAGCGUCGUGUCGCCGGCACCCUGCAGCCAGCACGGCCAGAUCGCCCAGCCCGUCGACCAGCGCACACUCCAGGCUUUGUUCUUCAACAGCAUGCGCCUGCAGCUGAGGGCGGCCAGCCAAUGGGAGGCCGGGGAGUGGAGGCGGCUGAUGUGUGAGAAAGUGCAGGCCGCCAGACCUGCGAGGAAGGACAACCACCAGCGGAAGGCCGGAGGGGAGAAGCAACAGGUCGUCAGUUUCCCCGUGCUCUUGUCGUCGCCCUCGCCGUCGGGCCUCGACACUAGGCCCGACGGCGACAGCGACACCCCGACGUCGUCGUCGGAGGCGUCGCUCCACCUCCAGCCUAACUCCGGCAUCCUGAGCAGACCCACCACCCUGCCUCUGUUCACCCAACGCUGCCAGGACGUCCUCAAGGCCGGCCCACUCCACCAGCUGAUGGAUCAGAACAACUCGCGGGCCUUCACCUUCGUCCUGACCAAGUCCACCCUCCGGGCCUUCCCCAUCGAUGGCCGGGGGUCCGUGUCCCAGCCUGUCCUCCAGUUCUCCAUGGCCUCCUGCUUGGCCGUGCGGCACAAUCGGGAGCCCGAGAGCGGGGAGCCGAGGACAGACGGAGGGGACUGCUUCCAGGUGGUUUUCCCCAAAGAGGUGCUCAGGCUCCGGGCGGACAAUCGGCUCAAGGCCCAGGAAUGGGCGGAGGCCCUGCGGGAGGCGGUUGGAGCACAGAGGCCGGCCAAAGGGGAAGCGGGAGAGUCGGGAGAAGGAGCACCGGCCCUCCAGGGAGUGCUGCUGAGAUCCAAACCAUCCAGGGAGAGGCGACAGCGGGAGGCCCAGAGGGCCAAGCGGCAGUCGGUCACCACUAGUUUCCUCAGUAUUCUCACCUGUCUGGCUGUGGAGAAGGGACUGACGGCUCAGAGCUUCAGGUGUGCAGGUUGUCAGCGUCCAGUCGGCCUCUCCAGAGGAAAGGCAAAGGUCUGCUCCUACAGCGGCUGGUACUACUGCCAGAGCUGCCAUCAGGACAACUCGUUCCUCAUCCCAGCACGUCUGCUGCACAACUGGGACACCAGUAAGCACAAGGUGUCUAAACAGGCCAAGGAGUUCCUGGAGUUUGUGUACGAGGAGCCUCUGCUGGACGUCCAGCAGCUCAACCCGUGUCUGUAUGAGCACUGCGAACCUCUCAGCACCGUGCUGCGUCUCCGUCAGCAGCUCCAGUCGCUGCGCGCCUACCUGUUCAGCUGCCGGGCAACCGUUGCCGAGGACCUCCGUCGAAGGAUCUUCCCCAGGGAAUACCUGCUACAGCACAUCCACCUGUACUCCAUGGCGGACCUGCAGCAGGUGAUCGAUGGGAAACUGGCUCCCUUCCUGUCCAAGGUGAUCAAGUUUGCCAGCGCGCACGUUUUCAGCUGCAGUUUGUGUCGAGAGAAAGGCUUCAUCUGUGAGCUGUGCCACGACGGACAGGUCCUCUACCCCUUCCAGGAGAGCGUCACCAAGAGGUGCGACGGCUGCGGCGCCGUGUUCCACGCCGAGUGCCGACAGAAAGCACAGCCGUGCCCUCGCUGCGUCCGCAGAGAGCUCCACCACAUGAGGCCGUCCUCCUUCUGGUCACCUGACGACGACGGCCCCGGGUGCUUUCACCUGCCCUACCAUGACACCUGAGAGAGACACGCACACACACACGCACACGCACACACACACACACACACACACACACCGGUUGUUACAGACUGAACUUCCUCGUAUUUUGUACUCGCCAUCGUCCUCCUUUCACCACUUUCACUUUCACUUAAUCCCAAAUCACAGCUGAUAAACUAGAGACCUUCAAACUAAUAGUCGGUGGUUUGUUCUAACCUCCGGCACCAGUUCAGUGAGGAAACCAUCAGGAAAUGGACGGAAGAUGAUUAACAAGUUUAGCAACUGAUUAAUAAUUUGUCAAGUCGGGAAAACAUUCUCUGGUUCCAGCCUCUCAAAUGUGAAGAUUUGCUGUUUUCCUUCUUUUGGGAACGUGUGAUCUUUUUUUGUUUUUUCUGUCUUCAUUUACUGUCCCACUGGAGUCUGGAGAGGCAACCAGGUUCCUUCCCUUCAGAGGAAAGCAGUCGUGGUCCACUUUGACUCAUGUCCGUUGCUAUGAAAUGACAUAUUAAAGUGGAGGUGCACACUUGUUCCAUGUCUGUCUUAGAACAGUAGUCACAUGCUCACGGGACAGGUUUUUAUAGAUGAAAAUGAUGAUAACAAUUCCUCCUCUUCAUAGUAGCAAUUAAAAAGAUCCCCGUCUAAAUCAAUUUCAAUGCGAGUUAAUAUCAGGCUGUUAGCAGACUUAUUGAAAUCAAGUGGGUAUUUACAAAAGUUAUGGUCUGUUUAAUACAAACAUCUAACACAACACAUCAAUCCAAGCCUCAUAUGGACUUUAAAUAAACUCUGAAAUAUACUUUUGUACAAAACGGACUGGAGUUUUGUCCCCCAUCACUUGCAUUGUA
Molecule: messenger RNA, 5286 nt
Organism: Cyclopterus lumpus (lumpfish)
Lineage: Eukaryota; Metazoa; Chordata; Actinopteri; Perciformes; Cyclopteridae
Gene: plekhm3
Product: pleckstrin homology domain containing, family M, member 3
Exons: 8
Coding region: 2114-4468 (784 amino acids)
Source: RefSeq, a predicted model, not a curated record